CGGGGCUGGAGCGGGGCCGGGGCGGCCGCGAGCGGCGGCAGGCGCUGGCAGCACAGCCCUCUGUCCUUUCCCAGGAAAACUCCCAAACCAAAGGACUUGUCCUGCUGCCGACACCCCCCAUCAUCCUCAGCCAGCGGUGAGAUCCCUCCGUGCAGCCGGACAGCCCUUCCCUGAUGCAGAGGGAACGAUGCCGUGAGGGCUGGUGAGCCCUGGCCAGAGCCAUGACAGAGCCCCACAGGGUGUCGUUCACCACCCUGCACGGCCCCCUGAGCAGCAGCUUCCUCAAGAGGUCCCGCAGGGAGGACGGGGAGCAGCCCCCGGAGCCCGAGCCGACGGCCACGGCCGUGCGGAUCACACUGACCCUCUUCGAGCCCGACCACAAGCGCUGCCCCGAGUUCUUCUACCCAGACCUGCUCAAGAGCUGCCGGGGGAAGGUCAAAGGGAGCUCCUCGGGUGACAAGAAGAAAGACCCAACUGAUCCUUUUAAUGAUGAGGAGAAGGAAAGGCAUAAAGUGGAGGCUCUUGCAAGGAAGUUUGAAGAAAAAUAUGGGGGGAAGAGGCGCAGGAAGGACCGGAUUCAGGACCUGAUUGAUAUGGGGUACGGCUACGACGAGUCCGACUCCUUCAUCGAUAACUCUGAAGCUUACGAUGAGCUUGUUCCUGCUUCUCUUACUACAAAGUAUGGAGGGUUUUACAUCAACUCGGGGACGCUGCAGUUCCGUCAGGCAUCUGAGUCUGAAGAUGACUAUGUCAAAGAGAAGAAGAAGAAGUGUCCCAAGAAGCGGAAGUUGAAAGACGGAGGUGAAAAAAUGAAGAAGAAGAAAAAAGAUGAUUCUUACGACAAGGAAAAGAAAUCCAAGAAGUCCAAGUUUCCAAAAGCUGGCUUCACAGCGUUAAAUGCAAGUAAGGAGAAGAAGAAGAAAAAAUACUCUGGAGCUCUCAGUGUCAAGGAGAUGCUGAAGAAGUUUCAGAAGGAGAAGGAUGCUCAGAAGAAAAAAGAUGAAGAGCAGAAAGUGGUGGCUCCUUCCCCAGCAGACCCUGCGGGCCCGAGGGAGGCAGAGGCGAUGCCGGACCCGCUGCUCUCGCUCUUCGGCCACGCCAGUGACACCGACCUGCUCCAGGCAGCCACAGCCAUGGACUCCCUGAGUGACCUGGACCUGGAGAGGCUCCUCAGCGAGUCCCCAGAGGGCAGCCCCUUCCCUGAUGUGGAGGAUGGGAGCGAUCCUGGUGGCACAGGCUUGGAGCAGGAUUUCAAGCAGCCGCCGUCCCUCCCUGAAGGCCUCCCAGCCCCGCUGGAGAAACGCAUCAAAGAGCUGGCUCAGGCUGCCAGGGCUGCCGAGGGAGAAGGCAAACAGAGAUUCUUCACUCAGGAUAUCAACAACAUCAUACUGGACAUAGAGCUGCAGACCCGGGAGCUGAGCAGUCAGGUGAGGUCAGGGGUGUAUGCACACCUGGCUGCCUUCUUCCCCUGCAGCAAGGACACCCUGGUCAAGCGGGCCCGGAAGCUUUAUCUCUAUGAGCAGGGCGGCCGGUUGAGGGAGCCCCUGCAGAAGCUCAAGGAAGCCAUUGGCAGGGCCAUGCCAGAGCAGGUUGCCAAGUACCAGGAGGAAUGCCAAGCCCACACUCAGGCCAAGUUUGCCAAGAUGCUGGAGGAGGAAAAGGACAAGGAGCAGCGAGAUCGAGUUUGUUCUGACGAUGAGGAGGAUGAGGAGAAGGGAGGGAAGCGCGUCGCGGGGCCGCGGAAGAAAUUCCAAUGGAAUGAUGAAAUCAGGGAGCUGCUUUGCCACUUGGUGAAGAUUAAGUUGGAUGGUUAUGACCUUGACAAGAAUAAAGCUCAGUCUCUAGAGGAUUAUGUGAAGACCUUCCUAGAAGGAGAGGUGAAGCCCCUUUGGCCAAAAGGCUGGAUGCAGGCCAGGACACUGUUUAAGGAGAGCAGGCGUGUACACGGACACCUCACAUCAGUCCUGGCGAAGAAGAAAGUUGUGGCUCCUACUAAGGUGAAAGUGAAGGAAUCUUCCUGCAAGGCAGAUAAGAAGCUGUCGGUGUCUGUUCCUUCAGUGCACUCGAGCAGCACCUCGGCCAUGUCUUCAGAGCCCCAGGGAGGAGCUCUGGGCAUCAGUGCCCAAACCAGAGAACUCUUGUCCCUUGGGACAGCCCAGGCAGCCAGCAGUGGCACUCCUGCUACCUUCAAGGAUGACUCCUUGGAUGAGGACCUAAUUCACAAUCCCACCUCCUCCCUGGAAGCAGUCUCUAAGGAACUGGCUGUGCUGAACAGCAGAGCAGGAGGGAGCCCUGACUUUACUCUUCCCGCACCUCCAAAAGCUCCACCAGAGAAGAUCCCAACUCUUGCAUCCUCAGAGGAGAAGAGGACAUUUCCAAAGUCCAACCCUUCCCCUACAUCUUCCUCUGGUUCCCUCCAGUCUCCUCUAAAUUUCCUGGCUGAGCAGGCCCUGGCGUUGGGCCAGUCUUCUCAAGACAAGAAGACAGAGAACUCUAAUUACAAAGAGCAUUCCUGCCAAGCCUCCCCCAGCAAAAUCCUUGCCGAUGCCCACCAGGCCAAGCAGAAGCACCACAGCCUGGUGCGGCCCAGCCACGGCCCCCAGGCCCCCGCGGCGGUGCCCGGCUCCCAGGUGAAGGUGUUUCACCCCAGCACUCAGCUCCAGAAAACCUUCACCUCCCCAGCUCCCUUUGUCAAACUGCAGAACCCCAAGUCCUCCUCGCCCCUGCCCCAACGCUCCCUCCUCCAGCAGGUCAAGUCAUCAACCAAAGCUCAGAGCUUCCAUUCCUCUGCGUCACCAGGCAGUGCUCCAAACCCCAGCGGCUCCCACAAGAGCCCGGGCUCCUCCUCAGCAUCUCUCAGCUACAGCGGGAAGCACUCGAGCGGCUCCAGCUCUUCAGGACAAUCCUACAAAUCGCCUUUUGUUGCUGGGUCCCUCUCCAAGCACGGGGCUUCUUCCAGCAGCUCCUCCUCUGGAGCUUCUGCAAACCAGGGCAGCUCCUCUGGGGCGCUGCUGCCCGGCCCAGCCCCUGCUCUGGGCACGUCCGCCCGCCCGGCCUCCAGCUCCUCGCUGAAGAAGCCUCCUGUGUCCCAGAAGCUCACUCUGGUGGCACCUCCCGGGGGCUCCAACGGAGAUUCCAGCGGGGGCACCCAGGGGGUGGCCAAGCUGCUGACCUCGUCCCUAAAGCCAGCGGUGGUCAGCAGCACCGCAGCCUCUACCUCUGUGCCGAAAGGAACUAGUGGAGCUGUGCUGCUAACCAGUUCUUCCUCCCUAAGUGUACUGGCUCCAUCCUACAAGUCGAGCAACCCAAAGCUGCCGGCUGCCCUGAGCUCCACCCCGUUAGGUAUUAUCUCUCCUAUUCAUUCCUUCCCUCUCCAUGUCAUCUCCUUCAGCUCCGACUCCUCCCCAAAAGCAGGAGUGUCAAAGGAUGCCAUAGUCACGGGACCUGCUCCAGGGACGUUCCACCACGGCCUUGGGCACAGUCUUCUGGCUGGUUUGCACUCCAGCCCCCACCAUGCAGCGCCACUCCCACACUCUGCCCUGUCCACUCAUUUACCACAGAGUUUGCCAGAUGCUUCUCAGCUUCAUGGCAAAGGGUCCAAUGCACAGCAGCGCAAGUUGUGACGCCUGCCAGGAGGGGAGCGAGAGCACCCAUGGGAUAAAACCAAGAGGGACAGGUCAUGGAAUUUGGAUACCAGCUGUGUCUUUUCAUUUCUUUUCUUUGGUCUUCUGUUUCUUUUUUUCGUACGACAACUGGAGAGACUGAACUGCGAUGAGGAGCUCGUUGGUGCGUCUGCUUGGAGGCUUCCAGAGCUGAGCCCCGCACGAGGGGCCACCUUGAGCCAUGUCCUGAUGAGAGAAGCAUUUUGUAGCACUGUUUUAUUGCUGCUGCCCUUCACGCAUUCCCUGGCACUGGCAGGAGCUGGAACUCGCAGGGACACUCGGGUGUUUCCCGUGACUCCCACCCGCCUGUGUCUGCAGCUGCCAAGUACCUCCAAGUCCAGUUACCUCCUUGGUCUCCCCAUGGAGGGUAUGAAAGGUGCUUCUUUCUUCUGCUUUGGAUUUACUUGGGUAAUUCUAGCACUGCCAGUGCUUUCCCGAAGACAUUUGAGGAACUUCCCAAUUGUACUAUAAAACUGUGCUACAGUUAAUUGGAGGACUUAACAUUUUCCUGUGUGAUGAAUCCAAGGAACCACCUGAUGUUCCCCUCGAGGAUUUAGAGAGACAUUUUUAGAUGCUGUCGUGGACUUUGAGAAUUCUACUUCUUUUGAGUUUCUGGAUUUUUUUUCCAUCUGAAGGGAUGCUUUUUUCCUGCUCAGUUUUAUCCUCAUUACCAUCGAAUGCAUUGGAUCGGAUGGGACACUUCUCGGCAUGUCACAUGGAUCGGAAGACAUAAUUCCAGUGCCUUUUAUGGUGGAGCAAGAAUGGACUAGUGACACACAUUUCAGCCCUAUUUCGUGUGCUCCUCAACCCUUUUUUAAUCAUUCUGUAUUUAAAAUGUAUUCUGGUUUAUUUAAUAGAGCUUUUUAUGGUUGCACAUCAAAAAAAAGAAAAAAAGCUGCACUGUCUGGACUUCAGUGGUGUCCUGGUGACUGAGCACAGUCCCACAUCCAGCAAGAGCACCAGUUCUCAUCCCAGUAUGUGCAGGCGGGUUCCAGGCCCUCCCCUAAAGCCAUUCUUUCCUAGGGUGUGGGUUGGGAUCUCUUUGGUGGGCAGAGGGAAUGACGGAGAUGAACCAAGGUCACUACUAAUCAAAGGAAUUCCAGAGGAAAAGAUUGCUCUCCUCCAUGAUUUCUGCACUAGGAUCAUGUGCCCAGCACAGCUGCAGGAACAGGGACCAGCUACAACUGGGGGGUAUCUUUUCUUGUUAUAUUUUUAACUUUUAGACCUAAAUACUUGCCCUGAGCCCCCCCUUUCAGACCAUGCAGGUUGUGGUUCCACCUGAGCUUCCUGAGGUUUGAUUUCCUGCUCUCCCCUGCUCUGCCUUCUCUCAGGCCCCCACAGCCAUGCUGGAAUCGUGCUGAUCCAUGUAGAAUUUACUGGUAUUUCAGGCAAAAGCUUGCAGCUUCCUCCUUGAGCUUUGGGGAAGGAUGCUGACCCCGACUAUACCAGCAAAUCUCUACUUUAGUUUUCCCUGUUUUAUGAAGAUCCAAGUGAGACUGUUUUCAGUUUGAGCUGAUACCCAAUUUCCCAAGAUCAAUGAAUUGUAUUUUAAAAAAUACUUCAGCUCAGAUUUCCAGUCUGUUUACAGCAAAUACCUGGGUUGUAGCAAAAGAGCCAAAGACAGAAUUUGUGUUGUUGGAACGAAGCCCAGCAGUUGUUGGUGGACUCUGAGCAGUGGAUGUCACAUGGUUCCCGUUGAAGGCCCGAUCCUGAGAGGUACUUUGCACCUUCAGCUUCCCCUGGGAGCUGAAGGAGCGUUGGGGCACUUGCAGGACUGGGGGUCUCAGCGAGUGACUCGAGGUACUGGUUCUCCUCCCUCUCUUUGCUUUCACUUGAACGCUCCUGCUGGGAAGUGUGGCCGGAGCAGAACGCCCUCCUUCUAGGAAUUUAGCAAAGCCUCUUGCCUCAGGGAAAUGUUUAUUUGGUGGGAAUUCUGCCGGAUAUUUUUUCUUUACGUGCUAUAAUGAGUGAGUGAAUGGUGUGGAGCAGAGUUGCAGCAAGGCAGGGCCACGCAGAGACCUGGCACCUGAGUGGGAGCCAGUCUGGCAUCUCUGCCUGGGCGAGGCCUUGCAGUGCUUCCGUGAUGGGAUGGGGAGGAAAGGCUCCCAUGGCACUUACUGGGAAUGGCAGUUCCUUUUGGGUGUAAGAGCUGUGGUUUACUAUUCUAUUUUUUUUUUGUGUGAGUUGGGACUGUCUUGCUGAAGAUGGUGGGGGUGGUAUGAAAACUGUUAAUCUUGUACAGAACAACUGAAUAAAUUGUUUCAAACUUUC
This is a messenger RNA of Neopelma chrysocephalum (saffron-crested tyrant-manakin), 5933 nucleotides long. It is a transcript of the gene UBN1, whose product is annotated as ubinuclein 1. The coding region runs from base 222 to 3623 and encodes 1133 amino acids. Lineage: Eukaryota; Metazoa; Chordata; Aves; Passeriformes; Pipridae. The record is from RefSeq and is a predicted model, not a curated record. The transcript is spliced from 18 exons. Gene Ontology annotation, cellular component: nucleus.